GGGCCCCUGUCGGGCCCUCCCGACGGAGAGGAAGGGAAAGGGAACAGCACAACGCCUUUGGGCUGCAGGGAGGAGCAGCAGCUGCGUCGAGCUGCCUGUCUGUGGUGAGGAGGUUACUUCUCAGGACAUUUUGGAUGAGUUGUGAAUAAAAAAAACCUCUUGCGAACAGAUGAGUGCCACAUCAGCCACGAGCUGUGCCUUGCCACCGGCGCCUGGGUCUGAGCAAGAGGAGCAAGAGAGCUCGGAGACACAUAUGUCUGUUCUGUGGUACGCAGGGCAGCUGGCAAUUACUUACUAUGAUACAGAAGAUUGCUCAGUGUACUUCAUGCCUGACAUACCUGACAAUGAAGAUCUCAAGCUACUGCAAAAAGUGAUUGGGGAACUUAACCCUCAAUGCAUAGUGACCAGUGCAAAACAGGACGAGAAUAUUGCCAAAUUCCUGACCAACCUAACAGCUACUGCUGGUGAUAAAGACAUAGGAAAACCAGAAAUUGUCCUGUUUCCCAACAUAGAUUUUGGUCUAGAAGUCAGCAAGCAACGGAUCCUGUCUAGGCAAUUUCCAUUUAUCCCAUCUCACAUGACUGCCACAGAGAAAAUUCUCUAUUUGUCCUCAAUCAUCCCUUUCGAGAGUCCACUCAUGCUACGAGCCUUAGGAGGCCUUCUUAAAUUUCUAGACAGAAGAAGGGUUGGAGUUGAACUUGAAGACAGCAGUAUAGCAGUUCCUAUUUUGGCCUUUAAAAAAUUUGUGCUAUCAGAUACUGUGAAUAUGGACCAAGACACUUACUGUGUUCUGCAGAUAUUUAAAAGUGAUAUCCAUCCUUCUGUGUACAAGCUAUCCAGUGGACUAAAAGAAGGAUUUAGCUUAUUUGGAAUUUUAAACCGUUGCAGAUGCAAAUGGGGAGAAAAACUGCUGAGGUUGUGGCUCACACGACCUACCCGUAACGUGACAGAGCUGAACAAACGGCUGGAUGUUAUCAACUUCUUCCUGCUAGCUCAGAACCAUGAAACAGUCCUCACUCUUCAAAACUGCCUCAAGAAUAUUAAAAAUGUGCCUCUUAUUUUAAAGAGAAUGACUCUUUCCAACACAAAAGUUAGUGACUGGCACGCACUGUAUAAGACAGCGUACAAUGCAGUGUGCCUUAGAGAUACGUGUCGUUCUUUGCCCAACACUAUUGAACUUUUUCAGACUAUUUCACGUGUCUUCACUGAUGAUCUGCACUACAUUGCUAAUCUGAUCAGCAAAGUGGUAGACUUUGAAGGCAGCCUCUCCGAGAACCGCUUCACUGUUAGACCCAAUGUAGAUGCCACGAUUGAUGAGAAGAAACGAAAGCUGAUGGGACUGUCAGACUUCCUUACAGAAGUGGCACAAAAAGAACUAGAGACUUUGGACAAUCAUAUUCCCUUCUGUGCUGUAAUCUACAUUCCUUUGAUUGGGUUCCUUCUCUCCAUUCCACGGCUACCAAAUAUGGUGGAUAAGACUGACUUUGAAAUUGAAGGCUUGGACUUCAUGUUCUUGUCAGAUGAUAAACUGCACUACAGAAGUGCCCGGACCAAGGAGCUAGACAGCCUGCUGGGUGACUUGCACUGUGAGAUCAGAGACCAGGAAACACUCAUCAUGCACCAGCUGCAGACAAGGAUCUUGGAGAAGUCUGAAGUACUUAACAGCGUGAUCGAGUACACUGCGCACCUGGAUGUGCUGCUAGCCUUGGCAGCGACGGCGCGGGAGAACGCCUACUGCCGCCCUCGCUUUACUCACCGCCUCGGCUUCCACAUCAAGGACGGAAGGCAUCCGCUCAUGGAACUAUGUGCAAAGACUUUCGUGGCCAAUCCUGUGGACAGUGGUGAGGCUACCAGACGAAUAAAGAUCAUCACAGGGCCCAACUCUUCUGGAAAGAGUGUUUACUUAAAGCAAGUAGGUCUUAUAGUGUUCAUGGCUCUAAUCGGCAGUUAUGUCCCUGCAGCAGAGGCAGAGAUUGGAGUAAUUGAUGGGAUUUACACAAGAAUCCACAGUAGGGAAUCAGUUUCUGUAGGGCUCUCCACAUUCAUGAUUGAUCUUAACCAGGUUGCCAAGGCUGUAAACAAUGCCACAGAGAGGUCCCUGGUACUUAUUGAUGAGUUUGGUAAAGGCACCAACACACUGGAUGGCCUGUCCCUUCUGGCUGCUGUCCUGAGGUACUGGAUCAGACAAGGAACACAGUGUCCGCAGGUCUUUGUCUCCACUAAUUUUCACAGUUUAAUGCAGCUAGAUCUCCUGCCUGACACACCUCUUCUGGAAUACAUGACCAUGGAGACCCAUCAGGAUGGAGAGGAGUUGAUAUUUUUCUACCAGAUCAAACAGGGCAUGUCCACCAUUAGUCAUGCUGCCAAUAUUGCUGCAUUAGCAGGAAUGCCAGCCAAAAUUAUUGAAAGAGGAGUGGAAGUAUCAGAACUGAUUCGCAAUGGAAAACCUAUCAAAUGUCUUGAUUAUCCUUCAAAAUGUGAUAGGAUGGAAAAAUGCAAGUCUGUUGUGGAAAAGUUUCUUUGCAUAGACCUUGAUGAUCCCCAGGUGGACUUGGAAGAGUUCAUGUCUAAAGAGGUGUUGCCUUCUGCAGCCUCAGUCCUGUAGCAAGGGUAUGUGUAAAUACAUAGACUGCAUCAUAUCUGCCAUGGAAAGUCUGGUGCUUUAAAGAAUGAUCACUAUGCCAUGACACCUCACAGGACAUUUAGCUUAUAACAAACUAUCUGUGGUUAUGUCCUUCCUUCUUGUUUAAACCAAGUACUUACAUAUCCCUGCAAUAUGGUGUAUUGAUGAGUGUAUGAUGAGGAAGAAUUUUAAGAACCUCUUCCAGCUGUUGGGUCACUCAGUUCAUGUAUUUUCUGUCCCUGUUGCUGGAACCUCAGAUUAAAAAAAUACACUGCAGAAAAAUCACAACACAUUUCUACUGCUCUUAGAAGGCUAUUAAAGGAACGUGUUUAUUGUUUCAUAUUGUGCCAAAGUGACGGUUCCAGCCAUUUUAGAAUCAGCAUAAAAGAUUCCAAAUAAAUAUGUGGCUCAGACUCUUGUACCAACAAUUAAGAAUUGUCACGAUAAAAAACACUGAUAGAGAGGCUGGCAUAAGUGGCAAUGCAGAGGGAUUUAAUGGCUCUGUGGCUUUCUUAUACCAGCUUUUCUGUCCAAAUGCCAGAGAUCCCAGGAGUUAGUUAUAAAAGGAAUUCUGGUGGUCAGAUUUAGUUGGGACUGAUAAAUAAAAAUACCUUAGCUUUACUGAGAACUGUUCUCUUCUUUAAGGUUCUGUAUGAUACAGUUGUAUCAUGCAUACUAUGUGUCUGCGCCACACUGGUAUAAAGGCAAAAUUACAAAUCUAGGAAUUUAAGAGAGAAAUUCACAUUUCCUAUUCUAUUCUCAAUUAUUAACAUUUGAGGAUUAAUACCAGAAAGGGAAGAUUCCCUUUCACUUCUCUCAUCACAGUAUUUUAUGUAUGCAUAUGCAAGAAAAAUUCAUUAACAAAUUAAUGAUGCAAGAGCCAUAUCUAAACACUAUCAAAGCAAUAACCUUUCCUGCAGCCAAGCAAGUGCCUGAGAUUCCUCAUGUAAAUAAGAUAGAGGGGACAUUAGAUAACUUAUUGUCUGCCAAAACUUGCUCUAACCACUUACAUUAUGGCAAACAAAAGACAUACUACAUCUCUCAUCUAUGUCAUUUCAAGAAGCCAAAAAUAUUAAUGUCACAUAAACUGAGAGAAAAUUUACAUUUAAAAAAAAUUAAAUCCCUUCAUAAUUAUGAGUAUUGAACAUGUUAUCUGGUAUAUCUGGUUGAAGGUAGCAAAAAGAUGAGUAUCAGUAUACAUCAAAAAGAUCUGAAAUUGGAGAAACUGCUUUGGGUUUGUUCCAGUGUGGAAUUUCCUCCUUGACGAUAACGUAAACUAUUAUUAUUACCAAAUAAGUACCUUAUGCUAUUUCUGUAUGAAACUGGAAAGUGACAGAAGUUUAACAUAAUUAACAUUAAAAGAUACAAUGAUAAAUUACUGAAUUGUGCAUUUAAUGCUAUUUCCAGUGCAAUCAUAAUAACACUGUCUGCAUAAUAUCUGGUAUCAUUAUGAUGAUACCAUUGAAGUGAACGGCAACUGUGAAUCAGGCCUUGAACAAUACUCAGAAGUGUUGCAAAUACAAAUAUUUUUGUCAAUAGUAUAUUCUCUUUUACUAACUAUACAUGCAGCAUUUUAAAGAUACACCGUACAAAAGAAUAUAAUAUACAAAAGAUACAUGAUUUAUAAUUUUAGCAUUUUUUGUUGUCAACCACUGUCUAGGCUAGGGACAUACUCUGCACUAAUUAAGCAGAUGCCAUCAGAGCAAUUUAGAUGUCAGUCAUAUUCUACUUAUGAAAUUCAUUUCACAGCAUUUGCAGUUCUGACAGUAGUAGGUAUCAAAGCACCUUCAAACAUCAUACAGCAUUUAUGAAGUGCCUCACCACACACCCUGAAAUAAAUAGGAAUCUGGACAAAUGGAAGACACAGGGCUUGUGUCUGACUGGGGUCAAUUUAGGGGGUGAGUGAGGGAAGAAGGAACAGAAACAUUUAUCUUCAAAUGCAAAACUCCAGUUGCUUCUUUUAUUGUGCUUCAUUAGGUUCUUUGCAUAGAAGAUAAUGACACUAACCCAGGAUUCUUCUCAUUCAAAUAAUUCUGGAAAUAGCUGAACAUGAGCAAGUAAAUUAUAUCCCUUUGUCUCCUUCCACAAGGACAUCUAUAGCACAGUACACCUCCUGGUUUUAGGGAAGUGUUCAGUGGCACAUCUAAUCUGAGAAAUGUCCAACUAAGCAUGAAGAACAAGUUGGUCCCACUUCUGAGUAGGUAAAUAAGUCCUUUAAUUUGAGAAGCUGAAAGGGGUACAGCAAACCAGAUAGCUCUUUUCUAAUCCACUUUAUUUCACACUUCUAUCCUUUAUUAAUAUAUGUUUCCAAGUUUUUUAGAUUUACCAUUGUUAGCUUAAUGAUGUGCCUUCAAAGUGAAGACCUGAUUUCUUGAGAUCUUUACUAGUUCUGAAUUCUCAAACUAUUUGCUUUGUAAAUAUAGUUUUUCACUUUGGAAAACUUAAAAUCUCUACAGAAUAUAUAAAUUUCGAAAUGACUGCAGCUAUAUUAAGGUUUAAAAAACAGAUUUUUUUUUCCCCCCAAAAUAUAACUUUGGUGGAAUUUAGAUGUCAUUGAGAGGAGGGUGACUUAACAGAAUAUUGUUUCAAAUAAGGAGGCUUACAUCUAAAAAAUAAAUUAAUAUAGUUAUAUAAAGCUAUGGCUGAGAACUAUACUCAACCACUUCAGUACUAUAUGCUCUUUUAUAUGCUUUCUCAUGUAACCUUCAUCCACGUCCCUUUUCUUGCUUUUCAUAUUGUUGUAAGAUCUGAAAAUGCAAUUAGACAUUGUACUAAAAUGUACCGCCAAAUAAUUAUUCCUUUUAUGAUACAUAUUUUAUUUACUGUUUUCCAUAAAUGCAUGAAACUAUCUAACUUAACUGCAGGAACACAGUGAAAGAAAAAAUUAUAGUAAAGACUGAUGCUUAUGCCUCACACUGAAUUGGCUGAGAAAAAUAGACAGAUUUUUAAUACAUAGAACCUUUCUAUGCAGUAGAUCAUAUGCAUUAUCCAGCAUUAUGGAGGGCUCAGGAAGAUGAUUUGGAAUGACAUUGACCUGGUUCUGUCAGCAGCAGUGAAUAUCAGAACACAGAAAGGAUAUAUGCUGGCUAAUAUUUCAUGGAAGGUAGAUAAAUGUAAAUGAAACAACCAACCAGCUAAAAAACAGAAAAAAUACAGAAUAGCAAAAAUCCCACCCUGAUUAUCUCAGAUGUUUUAACCAGUUAGAUCACUGAACAGCUGAUAUUCUAGAAGAUCUGUGCAUUUUUACAAUUAGCAUUUUAAAAACCCAACUGUCAUUUCAAGCAAAAGCUUCUGUGAGUUUAAAAAUUUAAUAUCUAUCAUAUACCACCUGCAUCCUGUGGCUGUCUUUAUUUCUAUUUUAGAACAAGUACACAUACCCUCAAAUUUUCUUGAUGUAUCUCAGAUCUCACUACCUUCUUUCUACUGAUUUAAAAAUACUACUUAAUUAAAGCAUGCACCUUCAGCAUUUUCAAAUAUAUUUCUAAUUAAGCUUUAAAAUUUAAUAAUUAAACUUUAACCCACUAUUAAGGAAAAAAUCAACUUAAAAUAUUCAUUUUAUGUACUUUAAUUCUUAUUUAAAAUAUUUUUUCCAAAAAUUAUUUUCCUAGUUAAUGUUAAAGAAUCAUAUAAAACAUUCUAUAAAAUGUCAGUAAAAAAAUGUAUAGACAAUGUAUUUAACCUUGUGUUAAAUAAUACAGUACUACAGUUAAAUUAAAUUACAGCAUGAAAUAAAAAGGUACACUAGUAUUGCUUCUAUAUAUUUUAAUUACAGUUAUGUCCUAUUUUCAUGUAUUUGUGUAUUUUGUCAAAAAAACCCAAAUAAACAGGCAAGAAUUAACUGCCUGCAAGACAGAAUAUAGAAGAUAUAUUAAAUUACAUUAUAUACAUUUAUUAAUGUAAGUUUUCCUCAUUACUCUGAAAUUCACCAAAGCAUAUUCAGUAGGGAACUAACUGCCUACUAUGCAUAAUCCAAACAGAAAUUCUGCUGUUUAUGUGCUCAUUUUCUCCUAUACAGUAACAAAACUCAGCAAACAAACUGCCUGCAUACAAUCUACCCCCUAAUGGGAGUUCUGCAAUUCUGAACAAGUACUUUUAUCUUUUGGUCUUGCCUAAUUUCCCAGCAGAAAACAGACCAUGAUAUUACUGCACUGAAAAUAUCAAGAGUGGUAAAUUACAGUACAGAAUUGCUUAUACAGCAGACACAUUAAUUAUUUCUUUAAAAACCAAGUAUUAAAGUCUUACCUCUUCAGCUGGUUGCAAAGUAGCAAAUAUGAUGCUACAGCAUAAACAACACUGUCCAUCUCCAAAUUAAACUUUCUAGAUUGCUGCUGAGCUGCGUGAAAUGUGGGCUCACCUGCUUACGUAGCUCUGUUGAUUUUGACAACUUCAUGAAGGUCAGAUGUGGUUUAAAAACUCUUUCUUCUCCUGCCAUGAUCCCCUUUUCUUGAAAUAUCUUUGUCAUAGUCUCUGACAGGAGGAGAAAAUUACAUAAAUACAAAGAUAUUACAAAAUAUAAUGCUUAAAAUGUGCUUUCAAAUGUAAUUUUAGUCAUGGGUCCUUCACAUGAAAGAAAUAAGAUGAUGCGUACAAAAAGGCAGGAAGAUUUCUACUUAAUUUCAAAGGUACAUAUUAUUUCUUCAGAGGUAUAUAUUAUUUCAUGUGAAAAUGGAUAUAAUAUUUCAUGUGAAAUAUCUGCAGUUAGUAUCAGUUAAAUAAUGGCAGUUAGAAAGCUUUUCAUGCUGUCUGAUUUUGCUAUCAAAAUAGAAACUCAACAUCAGCAAUGUUGAGGAGUCACUCUCAAUAGAAGUGUGGGAAACUUCAGGAAAACUCUGAGUAUGUAACAGAAUUCUCAAUUCAAAAACAGUAUUAUGUGGUGAAUUCUAUUAUCUCUGUUUGUGUAAUCUCCCACUCAGACCAAAGGAAAUUUGGAAGUGAAAGCUCCAGGUUUGGGCACUGGAUUUACAAGCCAGCAUUAGAGAACAUGUUAGGUGUGCUGAUGAUUCUUGCUUGGGUUUUAAGGCUUCACUGUUGCUUUCUGAGCUAAUUGCCUACUUUUAAUGUACUUUUUCCUACUUUUAUCUGUUUACAGUUCAGGCCAAAAUCACUCAACAAUACUGACCUAGUUUACUAUUUUUCAACUCAUCUGCCCAAUGUAAUGUUUAAUGUCUUGGAAAUAAAUUUCAGUGUAACUUCUGAAUUAUGUUCUAUGGUUUUUUUAGAUUAAAUACUUUCAACAUUAAAAAUUUCUGUUUGAAAAAAGGUUUAGAUGAAAUUGUAAAAACCUGUGGUAAAAUACUACUGGCAAGUAGUGUAUUUCUAUUGCUGAAAACCAGAAAAAAUGCAAAUCCUUAAGCUUUUUAUUUCUUUACAAGUACAACUUCUAAUUUUUCACUAGGCAUAGGUCUAGCUCACUCAUACAAUCAAACUAAAAUCAAAAUAGGGGAAAAAUUAUCAAUCCUAUCACAUAAAUUUAAUCAACCCUUAAAAAAAAUGUACGUUCACUUAAAUAUAUUAUUUUUUGCUUCAACAGUCCUUUUUCUGACACCUGGAAGAAACAGUAUCACAUCAGGAAGCAAACAACACAAAUACAGCUGACCUACUUGUAUUAUUUUAAAUUUUGUCUGUGGGAGACAUUUCUACAUUUACACUGAAUCCCCACUGAACUUUGUGGCUCCUGUAUUCCCUUCUCUGUGCAGCACAAUUUGGGAUUGAUGUUGAUGUUCCAGCAAAGGGUAAAUCUUAUCAGACCCAUGUUUACACUACCAUGUGAUGUUCUGACUCAGUCUUGUGCAUAGCAGUCUUUUUUUUUCCCCCCUUUGAAAACUCCUUUUUAUUUCUGCCAUCACAUCUUAGGCCAUUCAGUCUUAUCUGACACUCUGCAGUUAGGAUCUGUGCUGAUGAAGAUUUGCACCUCUCCAGGUGUCCCCUCCUAACUCCAGGAAGAGCUUACUAUCAGAGCAGAGGUUUGCCAAUGUGCCUGUGAUCACGGGACUGCAAACCCAGGGAUGUCAGCAGGACAGACCAAUCCCACCCAAUCCUCACACAGUGCUGUGACUGGGACAGCUGGGCACCUGCACUUUCCCCUGCUGAACAGAACCACCAGCCUGCCUGUCUUCGUUUUGUGUAAAAUAGCUUUGUUCGAUACCUGUUCGAUUUAUCUUUCCAAAAUCCUCUUUCAUACCUGGCAAUUCCAAUCAAGAAAAAGCAAUGAAAACCUGGGUCAGAAGAGAAAAGCACGCAGAGAGAGACUGCAGUUUUAAACUUAACAGUUUUACUUGUGUAGGUGUGUGUCUACACAUGUUCUCAGGGGCAUCAGAUUUCUUGCACAGCUUUGUCAUGACACAGACAUACUAAACAUCACAGGCUCAAGACAUUGGGCUUGCUGGGACUACAGAUAGCCCCAGUUUUGUAGAAUUUAACAUGUACAGAAAGUGUGAUGUUACUGGUUAAGGCAGUUUAUAAUUAACACAAUGCUUCCUUCUUCAAAAAUAAUGAAAACUAGAACAAAAUCUAAGUGGAGGAGAAAAAAAGAAAUAAAAUGUUUUCCUGAGAGCACAGGAAGGUUACAAGAUAAUGUAAUGCUAUUAAUAUCCAUGAAGCUCUUUGAAGAAGUGGCUACAAGAAGGGAUUUAACAGAAACUGGAAAGGACAAGUGGAUGCAGCGGGCAAGAGAAAGUUCUAGGCUUGUGAGACAGCAUAAAAGUGGAUUUGUCGACUGGCAAAUACACAAAAGUUAAAGUUUAUAAUGGAGAUUACCCAAACUGAAAGAAAUUAGAGGCCAGUGAUGAGAAAAAUAGACAGACAGUGCCCAGGAGUCUUGACAAAUGAGUAGUCUGCAUCUUUCCUCCAGACAUUAUUACUACUUAGAUUGAAAAAUCAAACAAAAUCUAUGUUUUCCUUUAUUAGCCUCAGGCUGACUGAUGUUUGCAGCUUCAAAGUAUACCCUAGAAAUGUUGAAGUUAUUUUUACAAGCUCAAUGACUUCCUGGAACAAGUUUUUGGACAGCUUUCAGACUGCCUUUCAUGCAGUUUGAAUUACUCUGUAAUAUCAUUUUGUGCCUCAUUUUUAUAAUGUCAAAAUUACUGAAUGUCAUCUGCCUUUUACACUGGAUGCAGCUGAAUCCAUUAGACAACUCUUUCCCUCUAAUUAGAAUAGAAAUGUGAUAUAUGAAGCUUACUCAGAACCACUUUACAUGGCAAAAGCUCAAAAAUCCAACAGCUAGAUCCAUACAGAACAAUUCAUAGUAAAAUUGCUUAUUGAGCCAUAUUCUGUAAUACAAAUGGCCAUCUUCUUUCCAAAGACUUCAUUAGAUAUAGAAGCCUGCUACAUAUGUAUGUUUAUUUCCAGGCUAUUAAUUUCUGCUUGUCUCAAAACCAUGUUCCUUCAAUUAAAAGGUUUGUAAUUUAGAAACA
Passer domesticus (house sparrow) is the source of this 10035-nucleotide messenger RNA. RefSeq names its product mutS homolog 5 (gene MSH5). NCBI's taxonomy places the organism in Eukaryota, Metazoa, Chordata, Aves, Passeriformes, Passeridae. Gene Ontology annotation, cellular component: nucleus. The coding region runs from base 170 to 2605 and encodes 811 amino acids. The record is from RefSeq and is a predicted model, not a curated record. Gene Ontology annotation, biological process: chiasma assembly; mismatch repair. The transcript is spliced from 2 exons. Gene Ontology annotation, molecular function: ATP-dependent DNA damage sensor activity; ATP binding; mismatched DNA binding.